Messenger RNA from Suillus subalutaceus, 1146 nucleotides. RefSeq lists its product as uncharacterized. The coding region runs from base 195 to 977 and encodes 260 amino acids. The transcript is spliced from 5 exons. The record is from RefSeq and is a predicted model, not a curated record. Lineage: Eukaryota; Fungi; Basidiomycota; Agaricomycetes; Boletales; Suillaceae.
AUAUUAGGGUAUAAGAAUGCGUCUCGCUGGAAGAGUUGCACUUUUGCCUUCUACCACAACUAUCGCAAGUCUGGGAACUUGUUGGUUACAUAUUUGUUCCUCCAGUCUAUAUCUCUUAUAACUUCAGCGCGAGUCGCUUGUCUUAAUAUCUACAACCCUUCUUCACGCUCCUUUUAAUACCACUCCUUUUCGAUAUGCCGGUCAUGCGCUCUCUUCUUGUCUUCCUGCCCGCCGCCGCUAUGACGUUGAUGCUUAGCACGCCUUUCGCAGUGCAGCAUGCCCUGGCCAAACCAAUCGCAAUGCCAUCUUCACCAGGGGUCUUUGGCGGUUUUGCGAAUAUCGCUGGCAGAACGGACAGGUUAUCCACAUCUAAGCAUCUAGCUUCCCAUACUACAGCCAUGCCAGCCAAGUCCUCGAAGGCGCCAUCACGGAUAACGGCAGGGCACGCAGAACGUAAAGUCGCCAGGAGUGUUCCACACGUGCCACGUGAACCGUCUGCUAAUGCUCAUGGAAGCUCGAACGCUCUGCGCAGAUAUCACCGUCAGGCCUUGCAGCAUGCCGCAAACUAUCACAACCUGGCCUCAAAUGCAACGUCUGCGUCCGCUUCCGAUCCCGCAUUCCAACAGCAGGCGUCAACAGAGCUCUCUGGAUUCAACACCAACUUUGCGGGCUUCACUUCUGUUCUAGCAGAGCUUGGCGGUGACGACGGGGAGACCUUGCUAGAGAGCAUCAUCAACGCCAACAAGGACAUCCUCACGGUUACUUACAACCUUGUCGUCUCGUUGCCCAUCGUCGGUCCGAUCUUGGGUCCCAUCGUAUACGAUCUCAAAUGUACUCUGGAUGACCUACUGGACAUCGUCGAGAAUCUGACCGAUGCUAUCGUCAACGCGAUUCAACCCCUCCUUCAGGCUGUUCUCGGCAAGGCUGUUACGGCGACAUGCGCGUCUGGCGUCCAGGUUGUAGGUCUUUGCAUAUAACAUCGGGUUAGACUCGAUUUCUUCUAUAACCACAGACUAUAUAUCUAUAGAACCCACGCUUCUAUUAGAGCGCGCGUACGAAUUUGUUUUGUACUUACCUUGCCACUGUAUUAUCACGGACUUCCUCAUGCUUUUUAAACUAUCUAUGCUGUUCGCUCGACUACCUCCU